CGCAAGAUGGCGGUUGUGAGUCCGCCAAGGAAAAACCAUAGAGUUAGGGUCAGUGUGGGGAUACUGUUUGGAGUUGCAGUACUCUAUGUUUUGUGUGGUACCUGGGCACGAUGGCGGGAACUUCAUUGAACUUCCAGCUACGUGUGCCUUUCCUGUGCCCAAGAGAUGCUCUGAUAGCUCAUGAUACGCUAAGUCCAGAUGCAGAACCAAGAAAAGGGGGUGUUAGCAAGACACUAACGGUUACAGACAAUAUUCUACAUGUGUACUGGCAAGCGAAUGAAGCCCGUAUUCUACGUGUGUCCGUGAGCUCCUUCUUGGAUCACCUUUCACUUGUGCUUCAGACAAUGGACAGGUUCGAUCUUCCAGCUGUGGACUCCUGAUCUAGUUCUUUGAAUAUCAUCACCUUCUCUGUUACUCUUGUGAAGUCUUAAGUGCAUUUCUCCAAGAUGUGGAACGUUAAGCAGUGACUCCAAGAUUUCCAUCUUAUUACGGACUUGCUUAUUUUGGAUCUGCAAAACUAGAAGUGGGAAGCGAAAUAGAGUGCUGCAGAUGGGGGACAUAAUGCAAAUAAAAGUUAAAUUACUGCUUGUUACAAAAAAAAACAUUUUUUAAUUAAAAUUAUUUUUGAACUGGA
This is a messenger RNA of Bombina bombina (fire-bellied toad), 634 nucleotides long. It is a transcript of the gene LAGE3, whose product is annotated as L antigen family member 3. Lineage: Eukaryota; Metazoa; Chordata; Amphibia; Anura; Bombinatoridae. Gene Ontology annotation, cellular component: EKC/KEOPS complex. Bases 111 to 380 code for a protein of 89 amino acids. The transcript is spliced from 3 exons. The record is from RefSeq and is a predicted model, not a curated record.